Scomber scombrus (Atlantic mackerel) is the source of this 1421-nucleotide messenger RNA. It is a transcript of the gene vps26c, whose product is annotated as VPS26 endosomal protein sorting factor C. The coding region runs from base 132 to 1025 and encodes 297 amino acids. The record is from RefSeq and is a predicted model, not a curated record. Lineage: Eukaryota; Metazoa; Chordata; Actinopteri; Scombriformes; Scombridae. Gene Ontology annotation, biological process: intracellular protein transport. The transcript is spliced from 8 exons. Gene Ontology annotation, cellular component: endosome.
CGUACUGUUGCUGCUACCUGCUAAACACAAACCAUCGAGUAGAUGUUAAAAACCAGUUAGUUUGUUUUGUGAAUAAGAAGUAGCUUUGCAGCAGUUGAUUGGACCGCCUGUCUGAUGAGUGGUGGUCAGAGAUGAGCGUCACUUUGGAUAUAAGACUGAAAAGAGCGAACAAAGUUUAUCAUGAAGGGGAAACGGUGGCCGGCGUCAUUGUGCUGGCGUGUAAGGAGGCAAUGCAGCAUCACGGCAUCUCUCUGAGCAUGGAAGGACUGGUGAACCUGCAGCUGAGCUCCAAGAGCGUCGGUGUCUUCGAGGCUUUCUACAACUCUGUCAAGCCCAUCCAGCUGAUCAGCUGUAACAUUGAGGUGGCCAAGGCAGGAAAGAUCCCAGGAGGCAAGACUGAGAUCCCCUUUGAGUUCCCUCUGCUGACAAAAGGCAACAAAGUGCUUUAUGAAACCUACCAUGGUGUUUUUGUCAACAUUCAGUACACGCUCCGCUGUGAUAUGAAGCGUUCCCUGCUGGCCAAAGACCUGAGCAGGAACUGUGAGUUCAUCGUGCACUGUCAGCCGCAGAAAGCAAAAGUUGUUCCGACUCCAGUCAACUUCUCCAUUACUCCAGACACCCUGCAGAACAUCCGUGAGCGGAGUUCACUGCCAAAAUUUCUGAUCAAAGGCCAUUUAGACGCCACCAACUGUGUGAUCAGCCAGCCGCUGACGGGAGAGCUGGUGGUGGAGAAUUCAGACGUUCCUAUCAAGAGUAUCGAGCUGCAGCUGGUACGAGUGGAGACCUGCGGUUGUGCUGAAGGUUACGCCAGAGACGCCACUGAGAUCCAGAACAUCCAGAUAGCCGAAGGUGACGUCUGCCACGGCCUCCCGAUUCCCAUCUACAUGGUCUUCCCCAGGCUGUUCACCUGCCCCACUCUGGAGACCACCAACUUCAAAGUCGAGUUUGAAGUCAACGUUGUCAUCGUGCUUCAUGACGAUCAUCUGAUCACAGAGAACUUCCCUCUGAAGCUGUGCAGGGUCUGAACCCGAACAUCACGUCAUCGCUGAGAUAAUUUCACUGGAAGCCUGUUAAGUUUUCACCUUCUCUGCAACGCACUUAUAACCCACAAACACCUCUGUGCUGUUUAUGUCGACAUCUGAACUGAUUUUUGAAGCCAGAAUAAUAAUGAUAAUGCUAACCUAGUGUCACUGAUAGGAAAUGGAUUAUGUGAUUUAAAAAGCCUUGCCAGGUUUCCUUCAUAAAAGCCGAUGAAUAUAAUGAAUAUGACAAGAAGUGUUUAAUAGUUUAUUACUUUGAUUCACUGUAAUAAAUGUCACUUUUUUAUUUUGUGUAUUACAUAUUUGCAUUUUAAAUGAUGACAUGUGCACUUUGUAAAGUUUAAGGACCAGUAAAGCAAAUUAAAUUCUGUUCAAUAAUGA